AAGAAAUGAUUUGAAACAAGAUGGCAUUUACAAUUUCUCUUAUAGCCUCGAUCGUCAUUCCGGUGUUAAAUAUGACUUUGAAAGAUCUUUAAUAUUAAUUCAUGUUGUUAAGAGUUUAAAUUGACCUAACGGUGUUCAUUUAACUGAAGGAUACCAUAAUGCGUGUAAUGAAUCAAAUUUAAGUUAUAAUGAAUCAUCCCGAUUAUUCUUAGCGCGUUUAAAAACACAUCAUACCACAUACUGCUUAUUGUUUUGUGUAAAAUUUUAUCCCUGUCAUUGUGCAAUUCAUGGCAAUAAACAGUUUAGGUUAACACGUUUCUUUCCAUAAAUGAGAAGUAUUAAAACUAAAAAGAAAAAAAUAAGGAAUAUACGUUUCUAAUGAAAUCGUAUGAUGUUGAGACGCUUUAUUUAAUGUCAACAACCUUUAGAAAAUUCUCAUAAAAAUGCAAAAUAUUCUUACAAUGGAACGUGAGAUGUGAGAAGGUGUUUAAAUCACUGCUUUCUCAGGUGUACUGGAACGUAGAUAGUCCUGCUGUUCACCGCUUCAAGUACAAGUAUCCUAUGAUGUUUUCAUCAGGUCUUGGCUGUAAUCUUUCCUUCCCCAGUUGUCUGGGCUAUCCACGUGAUAGCGAAGAACUGAUACCAAAAAUGGCGCGUGAACCAAUUAUUCUGAAUGUUUAUGAUAUGUAUUGGAUAAAUGAAUAUACUACUCCAAUUGGUCUUGGAGUAUUUCAUUCAGGUGUUGAAAUAUACGGGACAGAAUAUGCUUAUGGAGGACAUCCAAAACCAAAGUCUGGCAUUUUUGAAAUAACACCUAGAGUUGCAGAAGAACUUGGUGAACAAUUUAGAUACAGACAGUCAGUACACAUUGGAUAUACAGAUUUUACAGAGGAAGAUGUUACCAGGAUUAUAAAUGAAUUGGGAAAGGAUUUUAGGGGAGAUCGUUAUCAUUUGAUGAAUAAAAAUUGUAAUCAUUUUAGUAGUCAAUUUACAUUGAUUCUAUGUGGCCAAGAAAUUCCUGGAUGGGUUAAUCGUUUGGCAUACUUCAGUUCAUGUGUACCAUUCUUACAGCGUUGUCUCCCUAAAGAAUGGUUAACUCCUGAUGCUCUUCAGCAUUCUUUAAAUCAAGUCAGCCAUCACGAAAGUACACCACCUUCUGAUACUUCCUUGUAACAUUUGGCAAACAUUACCAAUGAGAACAGUUUAGAAUAUCCUAGGAGGUACACUUUAUAGACUAUUUACGAGAAAAAUUUUAUUACAACAGGCCCGUAUAUUGCCAGGAACUUUAUAUCCAGGCAAUUCAAAUGUCAGUUAGAAGUACAAAUUUGACAUUGUACUUCUUAAUGCAGCUGAUAAAUAUUAGUAUUCAGAGAAUUGCCUUCCCUGCAACAUGUCGUCCAACAAAUUUUUGACGACAAAAUACAGGUCGCGUGUGUUCUUUGUUUAAUAGUUAUAUAAUAAA
Molecule: messenger RNA, 1462 nt
Organism: Vespa mandarinia (Asian giant hornet)
Lineage: Eukaryota; Metazoa; Arthropoda; Insecta; Hymenoptera; Vespidae
Product: deubiquitinase DESI2
Biological process (GO): protein deubiquitination
Molecular function (GO): deubiquitinase activity
Source: RefSeq, a predicted model, not a curated record